AUCAAUCCAUUAAGCAAGGAGGGGGGGGACACUGCUUUAUAGAGUGAGAGAUUCGGUGCGCAUAACAGUGGCACAGAGCUGCUCAGGGGGCUGGGGUCCCAUCUCCCCCGUUCUACCUUAAUCAGCCUUGGCUGUAGUUGCGCCAGUAGCCAGCAGAGGGCGUUCGGAUCCCCCCCCCCCAGCGGGCGCUGGUCGCAUAACCCGCCAUAUUGGGCGGCGCAGGAGCCCGGUGACCCGCUGACAGUGCCCUCCGCGACGCCAGAGCCGAGCCCAUGUCGGGCGUGCCGUUAUCCCCGGAGGCCCCGGGAGUGGAACGGGUGUCCCGGGCCCCCAGCUCGCCCCGUUCCCCCGCCCGGCGCUGCCUGUUCGGCCCGGUGGAUCAUGAGCUGUUGGCCCGGGACCUGGAGCGCAGCCUUCGGGCGAUGGAGAACGAGAAAAGCGAGAGGUGGAACUUCGACUUCCGCAACCACCGGCCGCUGCCGGGGCCCCUCCACUGGGAGGAAACGGAGAAGGCGCCCGAAUUCUACCGCAGGGGGCAGGAUUCCCAAUCACAGUGGGCCGAGGGCCAGGCGGAGCCCAGAGCCAAGAAGCGCAACGGGGAGACGGCGGAUUCCUCUGCCCCCUCCAUGAAGAAGUCCCACAGGAAAGAAGCUGAAGACACAGCAGGUGGCAGCUUAACUCCUCCCCCCGAGGAAACUCCCAAGAAGAGUAAACCCGGCACGUAAAGGAAUGGGACUCCAGACCACCCUCCCCCAGUGCUGGCUGGCUCCUGCCCACUCAGCCUGUUGUUCUCUGUCACUGGUGGGAGAUCCUCGCAAGCACUGAUACAGAGUAACACUACAGAGCCUGGGGCAUACGAUGUAGCAUUUGUGCAAUUAGGCACCUUCUCUCUCUCUCUCUCUCUCUCGCUCGCUCGCUUCUCUCACUUCUCUCACUACCUGUGUAAUCUCCAUCUCUUCCCCGUGUAGCACAUAAAUCGUUUUAGAAGGGGGUAGGGUGGGGGUGUGAAACGGGUUUCACCCUAAUCUGAGUGAAGAGAACUAUUUGGGGGCUUUUUUUUCUUUUUACAUUUUUGAGAAUCCCAGAACCUGGUCAGUGCAUGAGUAGCCCUUGCACAUUAUUCCGCAGCACCACGCCCUUUGGAAUACAGUUCCCAGAAUCCUCAGCGGGGCGUAUAUUUUGGCAUUUUUAUUGUUGGUAUGUAGCCAGGUUUGUCUUGAUGUAUUUACCCUUUAUGAUGAAAAGGUUUAGUGUGUGCAGGAACAUUCCCUCCCUACCGUUUAACUAUGGGUAGGAGCUGCCAUAUUGCUGCACUUAUGAGAGUUUAUUGUGCGCCUAGAACAUAUUGACAUAUUCAAAUAUUUGCAUUUCUUUCUUUCUGGAUAUUGAUGGGAGCUGCCAUAUUGCAAGCCGCCCAGCAUUUCCAUCCAGUGGUCUAUAGAUAAUUCCUUCCGGUUCUUUUGUCCUCUGGGCUGUGCUUAACCCUUGCUUAACCCAUGUCCCACCCCCUUCCUGUCUUGCUCCACCCAUGUCCCACCCCUUCCUGCCUUGCUCCACCCAUGUCCCACCCCUUCCCGCCUUGCUCCACCCAUGUCCCACCCCCUUCCUGCCUUGCUCCACCCAUGUCCCACCCCUUCCCGCCUUGCUCCACCCAUGUCCCACCCCCUUCCUGCCUUGCUCCACCCAUGCCCCACCCCCUUCCUGCCUUGCUCCACCCAUGCCCCACCCCCUUCCUGCCUUGCUCCACCCAUGCCCCACCCCCUUCCUGCCUUGCUCCACCCAUGCCCCACCCCCUUCCUGCCUUGCUCCACCCAUGCCCCACCCCCUUCCUGCCUUGCUCCACCCAUGCCUCACCCCCUUCCUGCCUUGCUCCACCCAUGUCCCACCCCCUUCCUGCCUCGCUCCACCCAUGUCCCACCCCCUUCCUGCCUCGCUCCACCCAUGUCCCACCCCCUUCCUGACAACACUGCCCCCCCCAGGCCUUAUGGGAACCUGCCACUGUACAUGGCAUUCAGGCAACACCCUUUGCCUUUUAAAGGGGAAAUACACCAAUGAUAAAUGUUCAUUCUACAAACAAAUUGCAUAAUACUUCCCCGUCACAAACAACAUCUCGUUUGUUCAGUAUCUUAACGAGGCUGCCAUUAACACUAAUGUCUCUAUGAAAGCAUGUGUUGUAUCAUGAACUGAUAAACAUAUCAGUGUUUCCAAAUUGUCCCCCCCCCCCCCCCCCACCACAGGCAGCUGGAGGUAAGCACUAUUUUUUUAUGAUCCUUACUUCCUGCUUAAUAACAGGAAGUGCAGUGUGCAAGGAUAAUGUCUUCCCCCCGCCCACUGAAUGAAAGCACUUAUUAUACCCCAAUAAAGGACUUGGAAGUAUAUAUUUUCAAGCAGUUUGAAGCUUGAUUGACCGGUUGAUACUUUCCCUUUAACAUCAUGCAUUCCAGAUACUGACGAGCCUCUUUUUUUUUUUAAUGCACAAGGGGGUGUUUUUAACCCUUCCCUCCCCUCCCAAAAAUAAUGUGUUUUGUAUCUCUCAUGUGCUGCAAGGUUACAUGCUCCACAGUGUUUAUUUUUUCUUUUUCCCCCCUUUUUUAUGAUUUUAUUACCUUUUUUUAUGCGUGUACAUAUAAAUUUAUAUAUCUAUUUUUUAAUUUGUAAUAUGGUUUGAAUUUUUUUUUUGCAAAUUCUGGUCUUAUAAACACUGGCAACAGCUGUUUGACAGAAGAUGGGUUGUUAGCUUUAUCUUUUUUUUUUAAUUUUUUUGGGCGUGGGUGUGCACUCACCAGUAAACAAACAGGUUCCGUUAUAAAAAACCCCCCAAAGGGUCUCAUUCCCUUUUUUUUUUCUUAGUACUACAGGAUCCCUUCCCUAGCAGUGAAGGGGUUAAACACAAUGCUGGGAAUUUACUCAUAAUUGCUGUGUUUAAAAAAAACUUGCAAUUGAUGUUAUUUUUCAUUUUUAGCUUUUGGGUCAGCAGCCUCUCCAGUUUGGAAUUUCAGCAGCUGUCUGGUUGCUAGGGUCCGGUUUGCCCUAGCAACCAGGCAGUGGAGCAGAGGCCCUUUUAAUAAGUAUUAUAGAGCAGGGUCGGUGUCUUUGGGCUCCGUAAUAAUAAAGGGAGGCAACAAACCCAUUUUUUGGGGUUUGGCCGAACCCCCGGACUCACCCUGACGGAUUCUACCGAAUCCCGAACCGAAUCUGAAUCCAGGUUUGUGAUUGGUGGAGCCUGUAUGCAUGCUUAAACGUGAUCUAUCCUAAUAGGCGGGGUUGCCAUUUGAGGGGGGACAGGACCAGGGUCGGACUGGGCCGCCGGGGAAAAUCCUGGUGGGCCCCGGCGGCCCAGACCCGACCCUUGCCGGCGCUCCCCCUGCCUGAAUGCUCCUCCCCUGACGCAUGCUCGGGGGAAGAUGUCGAGUGGGGGGCCCUGCAAGGGGGGUCAGGGGGGCCCCUGUGGGUGGAGCGAGGGAGGGAAUUGGGGGACACGGCCAUUGGGGGCACCUGCAGGGGUGGGAGCCUUGGUGGGCCCUUGACCCCCAAGUCCGACCCUGGACAGGACACCCAUCAGGGCCCAGCUGAAGAAGAGGGCCCAGACUGCUGUAAAAGGGGUUGAGUUGGGCAGAUUGGAUAAUCAUGUGGGCUACAUGCCCCUGACACCCCCAAGCAACCCCCCUUUUUUAUUUACAGUUAACAAUUAAGAACUGUCCUGCAUAAAUUGGGACAUUAUAUCAUUUUGUACCCCUGUUUAUCAAUACAAAUGCUGUAUAGUGAUUGUCCCGCCCCCGAGGUACCGAUAGCGGAUAAUACAAAGGCAAUACAGCAUUUUAUUUUGUUUGGUUUUUUUUUUUUUUAAACAUAAGCAAUAACGAGCACAUUCCCUUCGAGUCAAUAGAUCUUUGAUUCUACAUCAUGCAGAUAUGAUCUAGGUCAAUUUCCAGAUGGAGCUGCCCCCGCCCCCUCUUCCUAUGUCUCCGCCCAGGAGGAGCGAGGGGAAGCGGCCGCUCCGCAUAGCCAGUGUAUGUAGCAUACUAAAUGAUGGCAGGAUUUGAGGUGCGUGUGAGUAUUGCUGUGUAAAAACACUGAGAAAUUGUACUAACUUAUUUAUGUUUAAACAAGAAAAUGACAAAAAAAGAAAAUUGUUUAAUCUAGAAAUUUGAUUUUUUUUUUUUUUGUGAAGCCAAAGUGGCAGAAUUUGUGCAUCUGUAAAUGCCUUGUGUUAUUUUUUUUUUAAAGAAUUUUUUUUUGGCUAUUAAUGGAUUGCAGACUGAGCCCAACGCAUUUGUAAAUCUUUUUACAGUUUAAAAAAAAAAAACAAAAAAAAACAAUAAUAAUGGUUUGAAAUGCCUGAUUUCUGUUUUUAUGUUCUUACGUCAUGCAAUCAUUUACAUGAAAUAAAUCUACGCAGAAAGCA
Xenopus tropicalis (tropical clawed frog) is the source of this 4405-nucleotide messenger RNA. It is a transcript of the gene cdkn1b, whose product is annotated as cyclin-dependent kinase inhibitor 1B (p27, Kip1). Bases 273 to 725 code for a protein of 150 amino acids. The record is from RefSeq and is a predicted model, not a curated record. The transcript is spliced from 3 exons. Gene Ontology annotation, biological process: regulation of cell cycle. NCBI's taxonomy places the organism in Eukaryota, Metazoa, Chordata, Amphibia, Anura, Pipidae. Gene Ontology annotation, molecular function: cyclin-dependent protein serine/threonine kinase inhibitor activity. Gene Ontology annotation, cellular component: endosome; cytoplasm; nucleus.